GAAACCUAAAAAUCUGCCUCCAUCCAACCUGCCAAAGCUUGAGAGGUGAAGAGGUGAGGAGAAGAAUGGCAGAUAAUUUCCAAAUGCUGAGGAUAAGCAAAGAGGGAUUUGCCUCAGACGCAACAAGUGUAUAUCUCCUUCCUGCAUAGUCACAGCGUGUGUCAGGAUGUACAGCUUUAUGGGCGGCGGCCUGUUCUGUGCCAUUAUUGGGAACAUCCUAAUAGUGGUCUCCACAGCGACAGACUAUUGGAUGCAGUAUCGCCUCUCAGGCAGCUAUGCCCACCAGGGCCUGUGGAGGUACUGCAUGGCCAACAAGUGCUACAUGCAGACAGCAAGUAUAGCAUACUGGAAUGCCACACGAGCAUUCAUGAUCCUAUCGGGAAUGGCGUGCUUUGCGGGCAUCAUGGCAGGCAUCCUCUCAUUUGCCCAUUUUUCUGCCUUUGAGAGAUUCAGUCGUUCCUUUGCAGCAGGAAUCAUGUUUUUCAUCUCCACUUUGUUUGUGCUGCUGGCUAUGUCGAUCUACACUGGCGUAACCCUAAGCUUCCUGGGCAAGCGGUUCGGAGACUGGCGCUUCUCCUGGUCCUACAUACUGGGAUGGGUGGCCAUGCUCAUGACCUUCUUUGCAGGGAUAUUCUACAUGUGUGCCCACAGAAUGUAUGAAUCCAGGAGAGUGGUUGGAAGUCGCUAACCUAAAGAAGGAAAAACUGCAAGCAGCAGAAGGUUUUGGCUCAGAAAUCAUCAGGAACUUC
Messenger RNA from Onychostoma macrolepis, 749 nucleotides. RefSeq names its product lens intrinsic membrane protein 2.4 (gene lim2.4). The transcript has 6 exons. Lineage: Eukaryota; Metazoa; Chordata; Actinopteri; Cypriniformes; Cyprinidae. Gene Ontology annotation, molecular function: structural constituent of eye lens. The coding region runs from base 167 to 688 and encodes 173 amino acids. Gene Ontology annotation, cellular component: plasma membrane. The record is from RefSeq and is a predicted model, not a curated record.